UAUUUUAGUGAGUGUUUUACGUGAAACAUUUUUAAAAAUAAGCUUUAAUUAAGAGACAUUCGAUGGCUACUCUAUUAACAGAUUUAGAUGCUACUUGUGCUAAUUUAGGUUAUCAUGAGCCGGAUAGGUAUUAUGCAGAACCCGAUGCUUUGCAAAAUUUGAAGCAUUUGAUUUGGAUAUUAAGGCGAGACAGUGAAACUCAUGAUUAUCGAAGACAUUUGGGGCGAGCUAAGGUUCUUCGAACUGACUUGUUGCCUAUGCUAGUCACCUAUUCUAAAGAAAAUGAAUUAUCAGAUGUGCUUUUGAGGUUACUUGUGAAUUUAACUAAUCCCGCUUUGCUCCUGUAUCGUGAGCAACUGCCAACAGAUGGUCCUGGAAGAAAAAUUUACUUGGAAAUUAUAGAACAUUUACAAGGUUAUAAAGCUGCAUUUGUUCUAGAGGAAGUAUGGAUUGUUUUAAGUACAAGAUUGCAAGAAGCUUUAGAUAUUGAUUGGGCUGAACGUAGCGAAGAUCAUGGAUUAGUAAUUGAAAGAAUACUUGUAUUAGCAAGAAACAUCUUACAAGUACCUGCUAGUCCAGAUGCUGAAAGAAGAGCUGAUAAUGAUGCAAGUUUACAUGAUCAAGUGCUAUGGGGGUUACAUCAAUCUGGAUUACUAGAUAUUGUUUUGUACAUUACAAAUACUCAACAAGAAAAUCAGUAUCAUCUACAUGCUAUAGAAAUAAUUUCUCUUAUGUACAGAGAACAGAAUGUAGAAAUAUUAGCUAAUUCUGAGCUCCAAAGAAGCACUUCUGAAAAAGAGCGUGAUGAACAGGAAUUAGUUGCUGCAAGAAAACGGGAACAAGCCAAGAUUAAUAAAUCUGUGGGCGCAACUCGUAUGCCGCCGUCAGGACGACACUCACGUUUUGGAGGCACCUUUGUAUUCCAAAAUAUAAAAUCAAUUUCUGAUAAUGAUAUGAUAUGUCAUAAAGUGGUAGCUGGACCUGAAGAAUUAAAUUUGAAUAAACUAAAAAAUCGAGUUAAAAAACCGAAAAAUAAGAUAGUUAUUGAGACUAGUUCUGGCGAAAGACGUUCAGCGUUUUCGGUCAGAUUAUUUUUACGUGAAUUUUGCUUGGAAUUUUUGGCUUCUUCUUAUAAUACAGUAAUGAGAGAUGUUAGACGCAUUGUUACAAGUUCUUCGAGCACUCCUGAUGAAUCAUAUUUGCUAUGGGCUGUUCGAUUCUUUAUGGAAUUCAACAGAUUGAAUGGUUUUCGAUUAGACUAUAUCAGCGAAACGUUAAGCACAACAUGGUUUCACUGGGUUUUGAGUUGCUCCGAUAAGUAUAUGGAAAUGGCAGUUACCGAUAAGAAAAAUAUGAGAUUGUGGAGUCGUAGACUUCAUUUAGCUUUGCAGGCUUAUAGAGAGUUUCUUAUGAGCAUUCAAGCGUUAGUGAAGUUGCCUUCGGAUGAAGCAAAAGCAUUAGCGUUAUCUUUACAAAGCAAUGUAUUUUAUGUAAUGGAAUAUCGUGAAACAGUAAUACAUUUACUCAUGCAUUUCGAUGAAUCUAAAAAUUCACGAUCGUACUUGAAAGAUUUGAUUGAAACUGCUCACAUAUUUUCGCGAAUGCUGGAGAAGUAUUGCAAAGCUCAAGGCAUGCGCGGGACAGUUAUGAUUCAACAAAAAAAGAAGCAAAAGAAGAAAAGUAGCAGUAAAAAAUCCGUUCCCAGCCAGGAAGUGCCAAAAGUUUCGCCUGAAGAUCGUUGGUUGGAAAUCGCACAACAAGUGACAGCCGUGCUUACUUCUGACGGCGAACAAAUACCCACUGAUAUGAUUCCAUUCGACGUUACGAGUGAGGUUCCCAUUGAUGAUCAGAAGGAAGAUUGUGUGAAGCGUAUUCAAAACUUACUUAAACAAGAAAAUUUUGAACAAGCCAUUGGUCUCUUGAGAGCUGCCAGAGAGGUUUGGCCUGAACAUGAUUACUUUGGAGCUAUGAAUGUGCAGCCCGAAGAAGAGCAAAUGAUUCUGUAUGACAUCUUUGUUGCAGAUAUUGGAAAUAAAGAGCCUGUGUUGCAGCAGGAAGAAGAAGAAGAAGAUGAUGAUGAGGAACAUUCAAACGAGGAAGAAGAUGAACCACAAACUUUUGAAGUUCAAUUUAAAUUCAGUGAUUAUGAAACAAGACUUUGCAAUCCGAAAGUGGUGCGCGCCUGUACGAUGUUGUUACAAAAGGCGACAGAUGGCAGUUUACCCUCGAGAGCAGUGGUGGCGGCGUGUAGCUUACUACAUCGCAUCGCCUGGUCUUGCAAAUGUCCAGGAAUGCUAUUUCAAGCUUCAUUGUUUCGAGUUUUUCAAGCUGCUUUAAAUGCACCGACCGGAACUGUGCAUGAGGAGUUACGAAAAUUGGCUAUUUAUAUUGUGCGUCAGUUUACGCGAGUUGCUGCGACUAACAAUAAAGUUUUUGCAGAACUUUUAUUCUGGAAAUCAGUGAAAGAUUCUUAUGCUCUAGAAAACAAUUAUGAACAUGACCCUCAGGCUAAAGGAAAAACUGCAGCUUGGUCUGAGGAAGAAGAAAUGGAGUUGAGAAGGCUUUUCGAAGAAAAUCAAACAAAUCCUACAAAUGACCAAGUAAAUACUACGGGCACGAUGUAA
Molecule: messenger RNA, 2624 nt
Organism: Ctenocephalides felis (cat flea)
Lineage: Eukaryota; Metazoa; Arthropoda; Insecta; Siphonaptera; Pulicidae
Gene: timeout
Product: protein timeless homolog
Exons: 20
Coding region: 63-2624 (853 amino acids)
Biological process (GO): DNA repair; replication fork arrest; DNA replication checkpoint signaling
Cellular component (GO): replication fork protection complex
Molecular function (GO): DNA binding
Source: RefSeq, a predicted model, not a curated record